AUUUUUUUAAUCUCAGACCUCUCUCCCUCUUUUUUUUUUAUCUUUUUGUUCAUGUUAUUCACACUUCUUCCUUAGACUUCUAGUCAAUACAAUUCUGCCAUUUGGUUUCCCUUACUAGUCUCCAUCAUUACCUCACUUUUUUCCUUUUCAAAUAUCACCUCCUCUUCGGUUUGCACUCAUUCAAAUUUUCUCUAUUAGUUCACCAAACUAGCUGAGAAACGCAUACACCCUUUCAACUAGAGAGAAAGAGAGAGACUCUAGCUAGCUAGAGAUGGCAAGGGAGAUGCAGAAAAACAGCAUGUUUAUAGAACAUGGACCUGAAGCUUUUGACAACGGUGGUAUUAGGAAGAACAUUGACGAUGAUGGCCGAGAGAAAAGAACUGGGACAUGGUUGACUGCAAGUGCCCACAUCAUAACCGCAGUGAUCGGGUCAGGAGUGUUAUCUUUGGCUUGGGCAAUAGCACAGUUGGGUUGGGUGGCUGGACCAGCGGUUCUCAUGGCCUUCUCUUUCAUAACCUAUUUCACUUCCACUCUUCUUGCGGAUUGUUACAGAGCUCCAGACCCUGUCACCGGAAAGAGAAACUACACCUACAUGGAUGUUGUCAGAGCUUAUUUAGGAGGUAGGAAGGUCCAGCUGUGUGGACUGGCUCAGUAUGGGAAUCUUAUUGGCGUCACUAUCGGCUACACUAUCACUGCAUCUAUUAGCAUGGUUGCUGUUAAGAGGUCAAACUGUUUCCACAAAUACGGACACGAUGUGAAGUGCAAGACGUCAAACUACCCUUUCAUGGUCAUCUUUGCUUGCAUCCAAAUCGUGCUCAGCCAAAUACAAAACUUUCACAAGCUCUCAUGGCUCUCAAUCCUUGCAGCCAUAAUGUCUUUUGCUUAUUCUUCCAUAGGCCUCGGCCUCUCCGUGGCAAAAGCUGCUGGUGGAGGACCAGUUCGGACAAGCUUAACGGGUGUCACAGUUGGGGUUGACGUGUCGGGGUCUGAGAAAGUUUGGAGGACCUUCCAAGCAAUCGGUGACAUCGCUUUCGCUUAUGCCUACUCCACCGUCCUCAUCGAGAUACAGGACACACUGAAAUCAAGCCCAGCAGAGAACAAAGUCAUGAAGAGGGCAAGUUUUGUUGGUGUCUCAACCACCACUAUGUUCUAUGUACUAUGCGGGUGCGUUGGUUAUGCAGCAUUUGGAAAUGAAGCACCAGGAAAUUUCCUUACUGGGUUUGGAUUCUAUGAACCAUUUUGGCUCAUCGACUUGGCUAAUGUUUGCAUUGCCAUCCAUCUCAUUGGUGCUUAUCAGGUUUUCUGCCAGCCCAUAUUUGGGUUUGUAGAGAAGUGGUGUGCUAGACAUUGGCCUGACAACAAGUUCAUCACAAGUGAGCAUGCUCUUAAUAUACCAUGUUAUGGUGUGUAUUACAUCAACUCCUUCAGGCUGGUGUGGAGGACAGUAUACGUUAUAGUCACAGCAGUGAUAGCCAUGAUAUUUCCAUUCUUCAAUGACUUCGUGGGUCUGCUUGGGGCAGCAUCUUUUUGGCCAUUAACUGUGUACUUUCCCAUUGAGAUGUACAUUGCACAGUCAAAAUUGCCCAAGUUUUCUUUCACCUGGACUUGGCUAAAGAUAUUGAGCUGGGCUUGCUUGGUUGUCUCAAUUGUUGCUGCCGCUGGAUCUAUUCAAGGCCUGGCCCAAGAUGUCAAAACAUAUAAGCCCUUCAAAACUCAGUAAAUUACGUUCAAGACCUGGUUUCAAUUUCCAAGCACUCUGUAAUAUAUAAGAAUUAGCGGGUAUUCUAGAAUAUCCUUCUUUCAGUUUUCUAUAUCAAACUGCUGUUCAAAGUACUAUUUGUAUCACGAUGAAAAAAAAAAAGCAAGGAAAAAAAAGUUGAAGCCUUUGGUA
Molecule: messenger RNA, 1891 nt
Organism: Quercus robur (English oak)
Lineage: Eukaryota; Viridiplantae; Streptophyta; Magnoliopsida; Fagales; Fagaceae
Product: amino acid permease 6-like
Exons: 7
Coding region: 272-1720 (482 amino acids)
Cellular component (GO): plasma membrane
Source: RefSeq, a predicted model, not a curated record